AGUCAGGAGAAGCGAGAGCUGCUGGGGAUGACAGUUGCUUCAGGCAACCCUGGGGAGGACAGGGUCGGGGGUAAAAAUCACCGGCGAGGGCCUGAGCUAAGAAGGGCAUGGAGGGGUACCGCGGCGCCGAGUGCGACAGGGCGUCUGAGACCUCCUCCUUCGUAGAGGAUGAAGAAGAAGAGGAAGAAGAAGAAGAGGAGGAGGAAGAAGAGGAAGAAGAAGAGGAGGAGGAGGAGGCUGUGGACCCGGAGGAAGCGGAGGAGCUGACUAACAGUUUGAAAGACAUUAUCCAAAGCGAAGAUGUGAAACCCAAGCUGCAGUACAUCAUGACUAACCCUUCGUUUUCUAUGGUAACGGUUCAAAGUGAAGACAGUGGGAUAACCUGGGAAACCAGCUCGAGCAGAUGUUCUACUCCCUGGACCUCAGAAACUAGUACAACUUCUGAUCUUUACAGUAUGGAAAGUUCACCAGUAGGUUCUCCUCCAGGAAAAGUUAUCUUUAUUAUGGAUGAAGGUAAGAUUGUUCGGAAAAGGAAGCGCAAAUCUUCAAAUAGGGUGCCAAUGGCUACAAGGCUGAAGGGAGGCCAGGGCAAUAAAAAACGUGACUCUUCUGGAAUGCAGAGGCAAGAACCAAGAACUGUUCUAGGAGAUGUGCAGGCCUCCAUGUUGAACGUUGAACAGGUGGAAGCACAAAACACAGAUGAGGAGAUGUUGGACGACAAAGAAGAUCUAGAGAACAUCGCAGAAGAACCAGUAAAACGUGCUCCGAUACCGUCAAUAUUUAGAGAGAGCAGACUGAGAAAAGUAGGGCCAAUCCUUGGAGGACCAGUACAAGCUAGAAUCCAGCUGUUCAACUCAAUAUUUGGAGGCACCGGGCCAGACCCUGAAACAUUGGAGAAAAUCAGAGUCCGGAGAAGUAGCUCAGUUUCUGGAGAUUCUGAACAGUUCCUUGAAACAUCAGUAAAAGAAAAAUUGCAGAAGUUCAGUUCACUUUCAGAAAGAACAGACCUAAAAGCUUUCCAAAGACUAAGUAGAGAUCUUACAACGCCAUCUGAGAGAAAAAAGGAGAUAAGGGAGAAACUCGCAGCACAAUCAUAUCAAAUCUAUACUUCACCAACAACGCCUCUUAAAAAACAGCUUACUACUAAAGAUGUUAGUAUUAAACCCACUAAAAUGAAAGGUAAAACAAGCAGGUUUUCAAGCUUUGGUGCAAAAACAACUCCUCAACAUGAAGAAAGAAAAGACUCUCUUCUGGAGACUCCAGAUCAGGUAUUGGGGCAGUCACGCAAGUCCUGCCUUCCUGAAGAAGCCAGGAAGCAUCAAAGUUAUUCACCUGCAGAGAAAACAUCAUUGACAGAGGAAUCAGCCUCCAUUUUAUUAGAGUCUGAUGAUAAUCCAGAGAAACAAGUGCCAUUUCCCUCAGCUGAAACUGCAAACCAGAAAUCAGACCAGUCUCUGCUGACAGCUUCAGGUCUUCUGGAUGAACCAAAGGAGCAGGAAAUUCAGCCCAAUUCUGCACCACAGUCUGUUUCCGUAGACAGUGAAUUAGGUAGACAAAGUACCCAACCUAUUUUGCGUAGAGCAUCCAUGUCAGAACAUCCUGAGAGGGAAGCACAGAAGUCAGCAGUUCAGUCUUUCUUACCUGGUGCUCCAUCAGCUAAACACAAAUAUUCCACUCUGUCUGAAACAAGACAGGAGGAUAUUAUUCCUCAGUCAUCGGAAACUGCACAAACUGAGUCUGAACACGUGCUUUUACCACAUUCUGUGGGUGAAACAGAGAAGCAAGAAACUGAGUGUCACUCAUCAACAACUGUACUGUCAGAAACCGAGCCUCCAGGUCUACUGUCUUCUGUUAAAAAAGAAGAGGGUGAAAAGACCUCACCACAAGAAACCAAAAAUAUUCACUUAGAGAAGCAAACAGAGUCAGAACGAGACUUUUCAUCUUCCCUUCAAGAAGCAGAAGAGCAAGGAAUUAAACUAAAUACACCUAUUCCUGAAAAGAUAGAUUCUAAAUAUUUCAGCAUUUCAUACCCUGAUCGCACAAAACCACAAGAAACUCAGAAAACUUCACCUGUAGGUAAAGCAGUAGAUUUGGGUCACAUUGGAAAAAACAAACAAACAGAGAGUGCACAAAUGGAGAUGGAGCACCCAGGUUUCUCAUAUUCCAGAAAAGAAGUUGGGCAAUCAGAGAGAACAAAGAUGGAGACAGAGCAUCCGGACUUCUCUUUUUUCAAGAAAGAAACAGAGGAAUUGGAGUGUGCACAGAUGGAGAUGGAGCGUCCAGACUUCUCUUUUUCCAGGGGAGAGAUGGAAGAACCAGAUAGUGCACAACUGGAGACAGAACAUCCAGAUUUCUCAUAUUCCAGGGACGAAGUGGAAGAAUCAGAGACUGCAAAACUAGAGACAGAAUGUUCAGAAAUGCUUUUUUCCACAAAAGAAACAGAGGAAUCAGAGAGUGCACAACUGGAGACAGAACAUCCAGAUUUCUCAUAUUCCAGGGACGAAGUGGAAGAAUCAGAGACUGCAAAACUAGAGACAGAAUGUUCAGAAAUGCUUUUUUCCACAAAAGAAACAGAGGAAUCAGAGAGUGCACAACUGGAGACAGACCAUCCAGAUUUCUCAUAUUCCAAGGAUGAAGUGGAAGAAUCAGAGACUGCAAAACUAGAGACAGAAUGUUCAGAAAUGCUUUUUUCCACAAAAGAAACAGAGGAAUCAGAGAGUUCACAACUGGAGAUAGAGCAUCCAGAUUUUUCUUCAAAGGAAGAAACAGAAGAAUCAGAGAGUAUACAGCUGGAAAUGGAGCAUCCAGACUUUUCUUUUUCCAGAGAAGAAGUGGAGGAAUCAGAAGGUGCACAGCUGAAGACAGAGCACCCAGAUUUCUCAUAUUCCAGAGAAGAAAUGGCAGAAUCGGAGAGUGCACAGCUGGAGAUGGAGCAUCCAGACUUUUCUUUUUUCAGGGAAGAAACAGAAAAGCAAAAAUCUGCUCCUUUUCAGCUGGAACAGCCAGAGUCUUAUUCUCCUGAAGAUGCAGAGCAAAAAGAAGCAGCACAACCUGCACUGGUACCUACAGAUUUAUCGUGUUUGACGGAAGAGGCAGAGACAGAAAGCACUGCAGAACUUCAGUUGGUACACCCAGAUAUACCAGAUUCCACCAUAAGAGCUGAGACACAGCAAAUUGGAUAUCUGGAAACAGAACAUUUACCAGGUCCCACAAGUGAAACAAAGCAGCAAGAAUUCACACAAGCAGAUGUGGACAAUUCUCUUACAUCAUAUUUUUGUGACAAAAGAGAAGAGCCACAGCCUGUGCAGCAGGAGUCACAGCCUGGAGGUAAGCUGUAUUACCGUGCUGAGGGAGUGCAGGGAGAAACCGCACAACUGCAGUCAGAGCAUCCAGUUUUGUCACAUCCUGCUGGAAAAGAACAGCAACAUGAAACCUCCCAGCUGAGGGCAGAACAGCCAGAGACACCAUAUUCCACUGGCAAAACAAAAAAACAGGAAAUAUUGCAACCAAAGUUGGAACAAGAAGAUUUGCCAUAUUCCCAGGGAGAAACAGCACAAGAAGCUGUACAAAGAGACUUAGAAGGUCCAGAGCCAUCACGUUUCAUUAGCGAAGAAGAGCAACACGAAAAUGCACAACUAGCUUCAGAAAACAUGGAUUUCUCAUUUACCACUGGAGAAGCAGUGCAAGAAGGAGUGGAGGCAGGAUCUUUGGGCUCCUCAUAUUUGACUGACACAGCAAAGCCCUGGGAAAUGGCACAGAUGGAGCAGGAGCAGACCCUUCCCUCCUGCUCCACUGCUGGUGGUCAGCAACAAGAAACAUCAUUGCUGGAUGUGGCCCAGCCAGAUAUAUCUUAUUCAUUUGGCAAAAUGGAACAACAAGAUACCUUACAAAGGGAGCUGGAACAGCAGGAAACAGCCCAACAUAAAGCUAUGCAAAUGGAAAUGGAGUAUUCAGAUUUGUCCGAAAGCUGGCGGAAAGAAGAGCCACAGGUUACAGACCAAAUUAAUUUGGCGGAGCAAGAAAUAGCUCAACCAGCGUCAGUGCAUCCAUCUUUGUCGUAUUCUUUCAGUGAACAAAUGCAAGAAGAAAUGCAAACUGAGCCAGCAUAUCCAGAAGAGACAUUUUAUGUAAGUACAGACAUGCAGGAGAAAAUGACACAACACAAAUCAGAAAUACUACAUCCAGAGCUGGAGCAAACAUUUUUGUCAUCUUCCAGCAGAAAAGAAGCUCCACUGGAAACAGAAAUCAGUUCAGAAUAUCCAGAUUUGUCAUAUUCCUUUCAAGAAGCUGAACAACAGAAAAAGUUAAAACAUCCAACCUUACCAUUUCGUUCGAAGAAACAAGAAACUGCACCACUGGUGAUGGAACGUCCAGAUUUUUCACAUGACGGUGAAGAAAAACCAGGUGACAUCAUGGAGCAGGAGCUGGGACAUCCAGAGCUCUCAUAUUCCAUGGGAGAAACACAAGGACAAUCAGAACAUCCGGAUUCACCAGGAACCCUGGGUGAAACAGCGCAAGUCGAAAGUAUGGAUGUGGAAUCUAAAUACCUAAAUUUGUCGUGUUCUGGUGACCAAAAAAACCAGCAAGAAGGUUCACAAUUGGAUUCAAAAUAUACAGAUUUAUCAUUUUCCUUUGGUAAAGCCAAAGAACAAUCAACUCAAGAGUUUGAAUCUAAACAUCAAGAAUUGCCUAAAAUGGCCAGAAAAAGAGCUUCCCCAGCAACUACACAAAUAGAAUCAAAACAUCCAGAUUUCAUGUAUUCCCCUGGCAAAGCAAAUGAGCCAGAAGUUGCACUAUGGGAAACGAAACAUCCUGAUUUGUCACAUUCCACUGAUGAAUCAACCGAACAAGAAGUAGUACUAUUAGAUCAGAAACACAGAAAAAUUUCUGUUGGCAGAGAAAACCAGCAGCAAACUGCAAAACAGCAGUUAGAGCAAGAAAAGUUAUCACAUUCUCCUGGUAAAACAGAGCAAUUAAAACAUGUCCAGGAGGACUUAGAACAACCAGGUUUAUCAUUUUCGGUUAACAGGCUGGAUGACAAAACAGCCCCACCAGAGGCACAGCAUGCUGAUGUGAUAUAUCCUCUGGACAUCACAGAGGGCCUACAAAGAGCAGAAGAAACAGAGCAAGCUUAUCUCUUUGGAAAAGCAGAACAUAAAACAGUUCAGCUAGAAGCAGAAAUCCCACAUGUGGUCGAUGCUGUGGGCACAGCAGGAGAAGAAACGGCAGAACCAGGGCAGGGACAUCCUGACUUGUCUUAUUCUGUUUCCAAAGCAGGAGGACUGCAAACUGCACAGGUGAAACGCAAACACCCUGGUCUAAUAUGUUCCCGUGACAAGGUGCAGGAAACAACUCAGCUGGAGUUGGAACAGCCGGAUGCUUUGCCUGUUCAUGCCAAAACACCUUCUGAGCCAGAGCUGCUCCAAGUGGACUUGGCAUCCCCCGCUGACAAAGUGGGGCAGCGAGGGAUGGAGCACACAGCUUCAGGACACCUCAAUGAGAGACAGUCUGUCAGCAGAGCAGAGCAUCCACAAGCUACAAAGGAGAAGCUAGGAGCUCCAGAGGUAUCAACUCAUAGCAGAAAAGAAGAGCAAAGAGAAAUUGAAAAAACAGAACCAAAGCAUCCUGAUAUAUCAUAUUUCACUGAUAAAACACAAACACAAGAAUAUACACAACUGGUAUUGGGAAAGACAGCUCCAUCAUCCUGGCCUGGUGAAACAGAGAGAGCACAAACUGCUCAAGAGGAGCAGCCAGGCUUCUUGCAUUCUUUCAUAAAGGCUGCACAAGGUGAGAAAGGACAGCCAGAACUGGGACAUUCACAGUUAUCUUAUUCUGUUAGUGAAGCAGAACAAGAAACUGCACUUGUGAAAUCAAACCGUCCAGCUUUAUCUGCUGGCAGAUUAGAACACUAUGAAAUCGUACAACCAGAGGCAGAAGUAAUGGAUUUAUCAUGUUCAAUUGGUGAAACACAGAAACCUCAAAUGGCUGAAGCAGAUUUGGAGUAUCCAGAUUUAUUGCAUUCCACUGGCACAGUACAGGGACAAGUAAAGAUUCAACCAGUGCAGGAACAACCAGCUGAUUUUUCAUCAUCUCUUGGCACAGAGGAGCAAUGGGAAGGUGCAGGAAUGCAGGCAGAACACCCUGAGCUGCAGUGCUCUAGGAGGAAAACAGAAGAACUGCAAAAUUUCCAGACAAAAUCAGAACAUGUGGAUUUGUCAUUCUCUGUUGGCACAGCAGAACCUCAUAAAGCAACACAGCCAGAGUUGAAAGAACACAAUUUGUUGCAUUCUUUUGUCAAAACAAAGCCAUCAUUGGCUGCCCCAUGGGAGCUUGAACAUCCAGACGUCUCAGAUGCCAUGGGCAGAGUACCACACCCUGAUUUGUCCUCUUCUGUUAGUGAAGAAAAACAAAGUGCACAACUGGAGGUCACACAGGAGAGAGGAAGCUUUACAGUACACCCAGAGGAAACAGUACAACUGAGAUUGGAACAGCUGAUGUUUUCAAGUUCUGGUGGCACAGCAGAGCAACCAGACAGGGCCCCACUGGAACGGGAACUCCCAGACUUGUAUUCCUCUGGCAAAAAGGAGCAACAAGAAAUGGCAAAACAAGAGUUGAAGCAUUCCGAUUUAUCAUAUUCCACUGAUAAGACUCAGCAACAAGAAACUGCACAACGUGCAUUAGAACAACCAGAUUUGUCAUCUUGCCCUGAGAAGACAUGGCAACCACAAACUGUUCAAGUGGAAGCAGAGCAUCACGACUUGCUGCAUUUCACUGGAAAAACAGAAUGGCGAGGAACAGCACAACCAGAGGCUGGGCAUCCAGAUUUGUCGUAUUCCAGUGACAAAGCAGAGCAGCCACCAGCUGCACAAUGGAAAUCAGAGCAGCCCAUAACACCCCAUCCCACUGAAAAAACAGAGCAACAUUCAGAGUGGGAACUUCCCAGUUUAUCAUUUUCAGUUAGCAAAACACUGUCACAAGAAGCAGCACAAAUAGACUUUGGGCAACAAGAUUUAACAUGUCUCCUUGGUAACACACAUGAAAUGCAAACUGUUCAAAGUGAACUGGAACAUUCAGGUUCAUUGUAUUCUUCUGACAAAAGAGAACAAGAAAUGGCAUUGCCAGAGUUGCAACAUCCACAGCUAUCUCAUCUUGUUAGAGAAACAGAAGAGAAAGCUACACAUCAGAAAUCAAACUAUCCAGAUUCAUCAUAUUACAUUGGUCAACAAGAGCACCAUGAAAUUGAAAAGCCUGAGGUGGAAGAAAUGGAUUUAUCAUAUCUAUCUGGGAAACCAGAACACUCACAACCUGCCCAAGAAGUACUGCAGCAGCCAGAGCUUUUGGAGUCCUUUGGCAAACGAGAGGAAAAGCAAGUGGCCCAGCCUGGCUUUUUGCACUUCCUUGGUGAAGAAAAGCAGAAACCAGCUGCAGAGUUAGACUUAGUGCAGGCAGGUUUAUCACAGUUGCUUGACAAAACAGAACACCGAGAAACAGCACAAACACAGUUCACGUCUUCUGAUUUUUCAUAUUCCGCAGAAAAAACAGAGCAGUUGCAAACAGAACGACUAAAAUUGAAAUGUCCAGAUUUGUCAUAUUCUCAUGUAAUGAAACCAGCAGAUUUAUUGCACUCCUAUGGCAAAGCAGAGCAACCACAGAGUGCCCAGAUGGAGCAUCCAGAGUCGUCGUACUUCAUGGGUGAAAUGGAGCGAAAGGAUGGGGCCCAAACUGAAGGGCAGUGCAUUGAUUUGCAGUACUCUGUUGUUGAAAGAGAGCAAGAAGAAAAAGCUUCUGUAUCAUAUACCUUUGGUGGGACUGAGAAGCCGGCAACUGCAAAACUGGACUUUGAACAAUCAGAUUUAUUAAGUGCUAUGGGCAAAGCAGAAAAGCAUGAAAUGCCCCUGCUGAGAGCAAGACGUUCAGAGAAGCGAGACACUGGGGCUACUUCAUCUCUAACUGCCCAGUUGGAAACUGAGAAACAAAAUGUAUCCCUUUCCACUGAGGAAGCAGAGCGCCAAAAAAAUACACUGUAUUCAUCUCUUACUGAGCAAACAGUGUAUGUACCUUUGGAUGUUUCACAUUCUGUCUCUGAAACAAAACCUGAAGGAAUUCCAAAGUCCUCGCCUGUAACUGGAGGCCUGUCCCCCAAGCACUCAGGUUUGUCUCACAUCCACUGUAAAACAGAGCAGUCAGAAACUGCCCAGCCCGGGUCAGGUUUCUUCUUUGCAAGAAAAGAAGCAGAGAAUGAAAAAAGUCAUGUAUAUUUGCCUGUGGAUGUACAGUCAGAGGCUGAACAUGUCAUUUUACCUGAAAGAGAGAGAGAACAGACUCCACAUUACUUCCACACAGCUAUGCAAUUAGAAUCUGAACAACUGAAUUUAUCAUAUUCUACAGAUAAAGUAGAAACUCUAGAAAGCCAAGAUUAUUUAACUGUACCUUCAAAACUGGAGUCUGAACCUUCAGUUCCAUUUUAUUCAGCUGACAAAACAUGUCAGCAGGAAAUUCCACCUUAUACAAAACCAGCCUCUGAAUAUUUGGUUCCCACAUGGUCCCUCGCUGAACAGGAAAAGCAAAGCUUGCAGCCAUUUAUUGCCCGGUCUGCACAACCAGAGUGUAAAAGUGUAAUUGCACCACAUGAUGAAAAAGAAUUGCAAAAAAUUCAGCUCUAUUCACCUAAGAAAGCAAGCUUGAAGGCAGUGCAGUUGGAGGCUGUGCCUCUACCGUUCACACAAGGCCAAAAUGAGCAAGAACCUCAAGAUCAUUUGUUGAACACAUCAUCAGAACAGCUGAGAGGCCCCCGCAAACUCACUGCUGACCAGGAUAAGCAGGACAUGCAAUCUGAUGUGCAGACAGUGCCAAGGUCGGUGGCUGCAGCCUCAGAGAUGACUCCUGUAGCGGAGCAGCAAGGAGUGUCGUCAGAUUCAUUUGUACCUUUUCAUACAUUACGUGAAAAGUCAGUAUCAGUGGCUGUUACUGGUGAUGAAGAGAAACAAAAUAUCCCAUCAUCUGUAUCUGAUGCAGCAGGCAUUCUUGGAAGACAGUCUGACGUAGUUUCAGGCAUUUAUACUGAAGGAGAGGGUAGACAUGAAAGGCAACCAUAUUUUGCAGACCAAAAGCAUACGUCCUUAGAGCACCUGAGAGUUGUUUCGUCAGAUCUUGGUUAUGAAACUGUGACACAAAAAACUGAGCAUUAUUCUGGUGAACAGGGCAACCUUUCUUCAAGAGAGAUGAAGUCUGUCAGCUCUAGUUCUGACGAAAAGCAGAAUCCAGAUAUUCCAUCUUUUGGGCUAGCUACCUGGCUAGCAGAAGAGGUGAAAGCUCGCUCAAUUAGUCCAGUAAGAGCUACAGAAGUAGACAGGCAAAGAAUUCAACUUUUUCCAAAUGAAGCUUCUGAUUUUGGAUCAAAACAACUCCCAGCUGGAAGCUGCACAGAACUUCAAGUUCAUGGUGCUACAAAGAGUAAAGGACAUAUGUUUGAAGUUUCUGAUUCCAUGUCAAGUGAAAUUUCCCACAGAAUGUCCUCAGACACUAGUCACAGAGCACAAAGGUAUGAUUUAGCAUCUCUGGGAGGAGAUAAACCAGGUCCAGACAAAGUUCCAGGGAGUGAAACUAGCAUUGGAAACCCUACAAAAAUUGAAGCAAUGCAACGUCUGGAGGUAGACAAAGUAUCUGAAGUGCCUGAACAUUACCUGAGAGGAGAAGAGGAAGAAAUGGAGCAUGUGAGCACUGUAGAAGACGGUCAGCAUGCUCCAGAGCCUACUGAACAAAAGGAUCUAUUUAAUAUCAUUUCAGAAGGUUAUGAAAUACUCAAUAUUCAUGCUCCUACACAUAUUUUUUCUGUUGAUCAAGAAGAAAGUAAACAAAUGACAGAUAAACUAGAAUACUUGGAAACAAAUCCUUCAUUAAAAAGAAAAUUAGCUGAUGAAUGCCAUAGAGCCCUAGCUUCUGAAACAACUACAGAGAUUUCAGAAAGCUCAGUGGUGGGAAAUCCUUCAAGCCAUGAACUAAAAGAAGUAGUGAAAACUGAUGAUGUUGAGGAAACUAGAGAAACUCAACAAGAAAAUCCCAUGUUGCCAGUAAACAAUAAUAAUGCAGUGUUGGAUCCUAAUAAUGGUACAGCUGAUGUGGAUUAUUUUGAAAAAUAUACAUUGAUUGAUGACAAAUCUCCAGUUAAGCCACAUUUUGAAAGACCGAGUACAUUGUUUCCUGUGAUGGAAGAUCCCGAUGAACCCGUGGAAGAAACCACAUCCUUUAAAGAAAGCACUGAGGUAGAUACUUUGGAAGAGGAGUUUUCCCUGCUUGAGGAUCUGGAUGAAGUCUUUUAUGGUACUGUGAAAGAAGAAAGCAAAAUGCAGUCCUAUGCAGAUGCUCUAAAACCUUUACCUCUGCAGCAAUCAAUUGAUAUUAGCAGUAAAAAGGUUACAAAUGUAGAAGAUGAACGGAAGUCACCAGGGACACCACUCUUUGAUUCAGAAGAAGGAGUGCUAGAACGGUCUCUGUUGUUCCCUACCACUGUUGCUGCAGUUAAUCCAGAGCUUCUAGAGGAGCCACCUGCUCUGUCAUUUUUAUACAAGGACCUCUAUUCAGAAGCAGUAGGAGAAAAGACAAAGGAUGAGACUCCCUCUGAUGAGGAAAGUGGUAAUUCUAAUGCAUCUUUCCCUAGUAGAAAUUCAGACACAGAUGAUGGAACAGGAAUAUAUUUUGAAAAAUACAUUCUUAAAGAUGAAAUUCCAAGUAAGGCCUUGGGGCCUCCAACAGAGCAGAUACCAGAGGAUGAGUCCUUUAGUGGAGGAAUUGCAGUUCACAGUUCAGAGGACAGACACAGGAAGGGGUCUGGUGAUGUUCGACAUGUCAGAACUGAGGUUGUGCCAGGAAAGGUUGUUGUGGACAAAGAGAAAGUCCAGGUUGACAGUGACAUUCAAGCAACAAUCUGUAAACCAACGCAUGCUAUUCCUUUUGGAAGCAAACUGACUCUUUUAGGUGCAAGAAGUGAUGCCACUGAACAAAGAGAAGAAGAUAAUGUACCUUUAGAAACAACUGAAGAAUUGCCAGAGCAAACAAGUCAUCAAGCAUAUAGUCAGCUAGUGGAUUAUCAGGGAGCUGCAUAUCAAGAAGCUGGCAAUAAGCAGGAAGAACAGCACAAUAUAACAGCAGUUCCUCGAACGGAAAAAUACGUCCCAUAUGUCAGGACUCCUGUUGAAGACAGUGAGGAUGAUCAGUAUAUUCAGGAAAACCUUUCCUGUGUCCCUACCAUUCAGCAAACAGAGAAGCCAGAUUUGCAAAGAGCGGAGCGGCACCCUGAUGUUUAUGGAGAUCUUGCUGAGUCAAUGGACUAUGAUGUGAUUACACAAGAAGAACUUUUGCAAGAUGAAAUAUCAUCUCAAUUCACACAUGAGGAGCUAUUAUUUGAAGACAGGGACUCUUUUGAGCAUGCUGGUGAUAGUUACGAAUUUGUUAACAAACCAGAGCAAAGAACACCUGUUGAGAUUGAAGAUUCAGGCUUUGUGGUGAUGUAUCCUGAAAAAUCAACAACUAACAUUCCUCAAGUUGAGAGCCCACAGAGAGAACUGAAGAAAGUGCAAGCAGACACAUAUUGUUACCACUGCAAAUGCCCAAUAUCUGCCAUUGACAAGCUUUUUGGGGAACAUAAAGACCAUGAAGUCACAACACUAGAUGAUGCUGCAACCAAGAUGAAGGAUCAGUUAAAUGAAUUGCUGAUAGCAGUGGAAGAAAAGUCAAUGAAGACUGAAGAAUUUGUGAGUGAUAUUGAAUCACUAUUUAAAUCUGUUGAGGAAAACUGUAAGAAAAAUGCAGAGUUAUUGGAAAAGCAGAAUGAAGAGAUGCUUAAGAAAAUGGUAGCACAAUAUGAUGAGAAAUCGGAGAACUUUGAGGAGCUGAAGAAGAUGAAAAUGGAGUACCUAUAUGAGCAGAUGGUUAACUUCCAGCAAACUGUUGAUUCAGCAAAGGAAACUUUGGAGACAACACUAAAAGAAAUGGAAGAACUCGAUGGAUUUGUUUUCCUAAACUCAUCUAAAGAAUUGAAUAAAAGGUUACUUUCUGCAAUGGAUACUGCCCUCUCUUUAGAAAAGGUGCCCAGAGGUUUCUCACUCUUUGAGCACUAUGCGGACAGUCCAGGGCAAGGCAACCAACACGCCUUAAAACAUGUGGCUGUCCCACAGACACCAGCUGUUGUACCUCAGGAACCAAACUCGGCCACCAGCACCUCCAUUGCCAUCUACUGGAUUGUGAAUGAUGGGGACGCCAUUGACUGCUUCCAGGUCUACUGUAUGGAGGAGCUGCAAGCCGGCAAAGAUGCAGGGGCUUUGGUGGAAGAGUAUAGAGUGACGGUGAAGGAGAGCCACUGCAUUUUGGAGGACCUGGAACCAGAUCGCUGCUACAGUGUGUGGGUCAUGGCUGUGAAUGGCACAGGCUGUAGCUUACCCAGUGAAAAAGCCAUUUUUAAAACAGCACCUGCUGUCCCCACCAUCAAGGCCGAGGACUGCACAGUGUGUUGGGACGUGGCCACCAUCCGCUGGUGUGCUGGCUCAUCAUCGGCGGAGUCCUUCACCGUGGAGUACUGCCGACAGCACUCGCUGGAAGGAGAGGGUCUCAGAUCUUUUGCUGGUAUAAAGAGACCUGAACUGAAAGUAUCCCUGGAGCCCAAUGUGAACUAUUUCUUCUACUUGAGGGCUGUCAGCCCCUUUGGGACAAGUGAACAAAGUGAAGCAGCUCUCAUCUCAACUAAAGGAACUCGAUUUUGCCUGCUGAGCGACACAGCCCAUCCCGCUUUGCAACUCUCCUGCAAUGCAACCGUGAUCCACCUUCCUGAGAAAGCCAAAUUCACUGAGUUUCCUUCAGUCCUGGGUGAACUACUGCCUGCUCGGGGACGCCAUUAUUGGGAAAUCAUUGUCUCUGCUUGCAGAAGCUACAGGAUUGGAAUUUGCUACGAGACAAUAUCACAGAGCAAUGUCCUGGGGCUGAGUGAUACCUCCUGGUGCAUGCGGUGCUGUCCUACACAAACCAGCUUUCUUUACAGAUUUCUCCACACUGGUGUAAUGGGCGAUGUCUGUGUGACAGAACAGCUGGCCAGGAUUGGCAUCCUCUUGGAUUACAGCACCGACAGACUGUUGUUCUUCAAUGCAGAGAGAGGACUGGUGCUGUUCACCAUCCAGCAUAAGUUCACUGAUGCUGCUCACCCAGCUUUUGCCCUGGAGAAGGCUGGGAUGCUCACUCUGCUCACGGGGAUGGAGCUGCCAGAGUUUGUGAAACACAGCUAAUGCUCUGCUUCACACUACCAUGAAAACUGACAGCUACAGCUCAGGGGACAGGGAGGGGAGGAGGGGUGGCAGGGAGGGAUGUCUAGUCUUCAGUGAUGACUGCUACACACACAGCUCACCCCACAUCAUCGGUAAUUGUA
This is a messenger RNA of Columba livia (rock pigeon), 13411 nucleotides long. RefSeq names its product cardiomyopathy associated 5 (gene CMYA5). Gene Ontology annotation, cellular component: cytoplasm. The transcript has 13 exons. Gene Ontology annotation, molecular function: protein binding. NCBI's taxonomy places the organism in Eukaryota, Metazoa, Chordata, Aves, Columbiformes, Columbidae. The record is from RefSeq and is a predicted model, not a curated record. The coding region runs from base 108 to 13271 and encodes 4387 amino acids.